Messenger RNA from Trametes versicolor FP-101664 SS1, 879 nucleotides. RefSeq lists its product as uncharacterized. Gene Ontology annotation, molecular function: protein binding. The record is from RefSeq and is a predicted model, not a curated record. NCBI's taxonomy places the organism in Eukaryota, Fungi, Basidiomycota, Agaricomycetes, Polyporales, Polyporaceae. The transcript is spliced from 4 exons. Bases 1 to 879 code for a protein of 292 amino acids.
AUGUUGUCUCUUUCCGCCUGUCCGGAUGCGAUCCUGAUCAACGUUUGGCAUCACCUCCUCGGCGACCUCCACACAUUCAUCGCAUUUGCGCAAACCUGCCGCCGGCUCCGUCACCUCUCCGAGCAGGACGAUAAUAUCUGGCGGUCGGCGUGCUUCGUCUCAGGUUUUGGUCGGCCUUUACGACGAGGAAAUGCACCAGCACGCGACAUGCCCUACAGGCGACUCGCCCGCUCCAUCGUGAGCCAUGGCGCCGUCUGCGAAAUCCGGAGCUGCAUCAAGGCUAACGCAUGUUUCGCGGACCACCACUCGCGCUGGGCGUACACGCGCACCAGGCCACUGCACCCCGACCAUCCGCUCGACUUCCACCCGCUCUACUUUUAUCUGCACUUCUCGCAGUCGUACGGAGCGACGAGCCAGUCUAGGAUGCAGGGCCAGCCGCAUACGCCAACGCCGUCUCCCUCGCCGUCACCGACACCGCCGGCGAUCCACGACUCCAUCUCUAUCCUGCUCACGCAGCUCCCGACUUUUCCGGAAAGUCGCUAUGCGCAGUAUGGCCCGCUCUGCGCCCACCCGAACGCUUCGUGCGCCUUCGCGACCUUCCCCCCAGUGGAUCGGCUCGAAUUCGAAAACGGCCAGGGCGACGUCUUCAUGGUCGUCGAGAACCCGGAAGGAUGUACCGUCCUGGACGUCAACCGCGCGCUCGCGGAGCUGAUACCCUUCGACGAUCAGCAUCUAGAGUUUGCGCUUGCGCACUACCAGGAGCUUGCGUUCACAUCAGGGCUCUCGCUGCCACAGUUCGCAGACGCCGUCUUCCGGGAUAGAGGAUUCUUGGAUGAUCACGAGUAUCCCUUCUUGCAGCAUAUCGUGGCGCACUUUUGA